AUGUGGCCUUCAAUAAUUGUCCCUACUCCAAGUUCUUGUGUACAAGAAAGACCUCGUCAUCAUAUAAAAAAGUUGUGGGGCCCUUUUUGUUGUUGGGUUGCAAUGAGAAGGAAAAGAAGAAAACAAAAUAAUUUAAAAAAACGUCCUUAUUUUCCCUUAGAGGGGAAUAAUCAAAAUAAUUAUCAAUUAUUUGGUAUUCCAAUUCAUUCCCCAACAGAAUAUUAUUUAUUUCUGGAAAAAUAUUUUAAUUGGGGACAACAACAAAAUGAGAUUGGAAGGAGAGAGUUGGAGAGGAAUAAAAUGAGUAAAAAAUCUUUCAUUGAUGGUUCUUCUAAUUCCUCAAGUUUUAACGAAAAUUGGGAUUGUUGUACCUGUCCUGGAAAGCCUUCAACUUCAACGGACUUCCAACCUUCGAUUUGUGGGCAAUUAACUGUUUCAAUACGUAAAAAGUUUGGUCAACCUUUGGGGCUUGGAAUUGCCGGAGGUUCUGACAGACCAAUGCCACCAACAAUUUCCUAUCUAAAACCGGGAUUUGUUGCACAACGUUGUGAUCAAAUUCAAGUUGGUGACAGACUUUUAGAAGUAAAUGGAAUUAAAGUAAAUAAAGGAUUGACUCAUUCAAAAGUUUUGUCUCUUUUACGUGGAAAUAAUUUAUUAGAAUUAAAAUUAGAAUAUGAUUUAAAUGAACAACAAAGAGAAGAACUUUUACUUAAUAGAAAGGAAGGAAUAAUUACAAAAACAGCAGAAAUCGAAUUAAGGGAUCAAAUGUCGGGCUUUUGGACCAGAUUUAAACAAAAAUAA
This is a messenger RNA of Meloidogyne enterolobii, 801 nucleotides long. Lineage: Eukaryota; Metazoa; Nematoda; Chromadorea; Rhabditida; Meloidogynidae. The record is from the annotation of a GenBank genome assembly.